AUGGAUCCAAACAUCCAGGGGUCUUUCCUGUUUAACAACAGCCUCAACCAAUUCCCCUCAGACAUCAAGGCACCAGUGUGCCAGUACUCAAUGCCCAACUCCUUCUACAAGCUCAGCCCGGGCCUAAACAGCCAGCUGCAGCCAGGGACGCCUCAUGGCAUCAGUGACAUCCUGAGCCGCUCCAUGGUCGGGGUGGGCUCCUCGGGCACCGCCACCCUGCUGCCCGGAUACUCCAGCAUGGGGGGGUUCAGCCCCUCUGUCACCAGCACUUCCAUGUACUACAAUCGAGACUACAAUUCCUCACUGGGCGGCUUCUCCAAACCCGGCGCUGAGUGCCCGAUGAAGAGUCGCAGUGUAAACUGCUGGGCAGAAAGCAGCUGUGAGUGGAGAGGAGGGAGGCAGCAGUGCACCAACAGCAGUGGUCCUCUUGGGGAGAUGUCCAGCAGGAAAAAACACACCAGACCGACAUUUAGUGGACAUCAGAUAUUUGCUCUGGAGAAAACUUUUGAGCAGACAAAGUAUUUGGCAGGGCCAGAGAGAGCGAGACUGGCUUAUUCUCUGGGAAUGACUGAAUCACAAGUCAAGGUUUGGUUUCAGAACCGGCGCACCAAGUGGAGGAAGAAGAGCGCCUCUGAGCCCAGCUCCACACAGACCAACCACUCGGGGCCGGCCGGAGAGGCCUCGGAGAAUGAGGUGGAGGACGAGGAGUACAACAAGCCUCUAGACCCCGACUCUGACGACGAUAAGAUCCGAUUGCUGCUGCGCAAACACCGCAGGGCUUUCUCUGUCCUUCGUCUCGGGCCGCACCACAUCUGAUGCACUUCCUGCAGGCUAUAGGCUACACAGGCACACACGGAGACACACGUACAGGCAUAAAACUCUCUCAGCACAUAUGCAUGCUGUAAUA
This is a messenger RNA of Pundamilia nyererei, 907 nucleotides long. It is a transcript of the gene nkx6-3, whose product is annotated as NK6 homeobox 3. The coding region runs from base 1 to 816 and encodes 271 amino acids. NCBI's taxonomy places the organism in Eukaryota, Metazoa, Chordata, Actinopteri, Cichliformes, Cichlidae. Gene Ontology annotation, cellular component: nucleus. The record is from RefSeq and is a predicted model, not a curated record. Gene Ontology annotation, biological process: regulation of transcription by RNA polymerase II; cell differentiation. The transcript has 3 exons. Gene Ontology annotation, molecular function: DNA-binding transcription factor activity, RNA polymerase II-specific; RNA polymerase II cis-regulatory region sequence-specific DNA binding.